AUGUCAAAGUACCAAAAAACAAACCCAACCAAAGGCACAAAAACUACUACCUCCUCAACCUCCCCAAAACUCGAACACUCCGGCCCCGUCCUCUCGGACUCCCUAGCUGCCUCCUCCCUCCGUUCCAACAACGGUACUUUCUCCAAGGGAAAUCCCACGGGUAUAUUAUCCGCCAUGUCCACGAAUACCACUAUAAACCGCGGUGACGACACUAUCGGUGUCAGGAGGGUUCAUGAAAGUGAAGACGGCGGUGGACACGUUGGUGUUGUUCGGGUUGAUGAGGAAGAGAAAUAUGAGACUGAGGGGUCUGGGAAGGGGUUUGUGAAUCCGCAUUAUGGACAGAAUUGGGAUGGGGAGGAUGUGGAUUGGGAUGAAGUCGCUGGGAGGAAGAAGAAGACUGAGAAAAAGGAUGAAUUUGGGGAGGGGGUUAAUGUGGUGGAUAAGCAGCCGGAGAUUGGGAGUGAGGAGGAUCCCGGGAGGUAUGCGGAAAGAGAGUUUGUGAAGAGGAAUGCGAGGGAGGCGGGUGUUCCUGGUGGUGGGACUGGGGAGGGGAGAGGGGGGAAUCCUUAUGAGGUUUUGAAGGAUAAGAGUUUGUAG
Messenger RNA from Orbilia oligospora ATCC 24927, 597 nucleotides. RefSeq lists its product as uncharacterized. NCBI's taxonomy places the organism in Eukaryota, Fungi, Ascomycota, Orbiliomycetes, Orbiliales, Orbiliaceae. The coding region runs from base 1 to 597 and encodes 198 amino acids. The record is from RefSeq and is a predicted model, not a curated record. The transcript is spliced from 2 exons.